Messenger RNA from Rhea pennata, 1023 nucleotides. It is a transcript of the gene ZPBP2, whose product is annotated as zona pellucida binding protein 2. Gene Ontology annotation, biological process: binding of sperm to zona pellucida; acrosome assembly. Lineage: Eukaryota; Metazoa; Chordata; Aves; Rheiformes; Rheidae. Gene Ontology annotation, cellular component: acrosomal vesicle; extracellular region; zona pellucida receptor complex. The record is from RefSeq and is a predicted model, not a curated record. The transcript has 8 exons. The coding region runs from base 1 to 1023 and encodes 340 amino acids.
AUGCCCGAGCCGCAGCUCUUCCCUGCCUGGGGCCUCCUAGGGAUGGCGGUGGUGGUAGCGCCUGCCUUGGCCCAAGUGAGAGCUGUAACUGAGAAAGAAUAUUCUGUUGAUGUAUCUAGAAAGAAUCAUAUUUAUGGCAACAUCAAACGAGAAGUUAAUGUAUAUGUUAAAGUAUUUACAAAUAGCCCAUUUCUAGUAUGUAUGGAUUUAGCCCUUUCUCAAGAAGAGGUAAUAGAUCCCAGCUAUUUGUGGAUUGGUCCAGAUGGAAAAAAUUUGGAAGGGCAAAUAUAUGUGAAUCUUACAGAAACAGGAAAGCUGAUGGUGGUAGGUUUUAAGGAGUCUAUGUCUGGAGCCUACACUUGCACUCUUUCUCACAAAAUCAUUGAAACUGAUACACAGGAUGAGACAGAAAUGUUUGAGGCAUACAAAUUUAUGGUAUAUGCAUACAGGGAACCUGACUAUGCAUACAAGAUAUCUGUUCGCUUUACUACAAAGGGAUGCAAGCUAAUAGCUAAUGACCAGUUCUUUCAGGAACUGAAGAAAAUCUUGGAUAAUAUAAUCUCUGAUCUGGCAUGCCAUGUCAUAGACCCAUCAUAUAAAUGCCAUUCUGUCAAGAGACCAAAGCACAGCCUCCUGCAUGAGCUAUUUGUUACUUUUCAAGUAAAUCCUUUUGCACCAGGAUGGGAAGAAGUUUGCAACCAGCUUCCUUAUGAUUGUGAAGAUGCAACAAACAUGAGAGUUCAAGAGGCAAGAGAUCGUAUUGAAGAGUUUUUUAAUAAACAGGCAUAUGCUUUGAAGCAUGACUUUCAAACUCUUCCUACAAUACACUAUGUGGACCACAGUUUUGAAGUUACUCGCAUUGACAGCUGUCGACCAGGUUUUGGGAAAAACGAUAUCACCCACAAUGACUGCGCUAGUUGCUGUGUGGUUUGUGAUCCUGGAACAUACAGUCCUAACAAUGAAGUGACCUGCCGAACUUGUGUAAGAACUCAAAUCAAACAGUAUGGAGCAAAAUCUUGCUAA